This is a messenger RNA of Nematostella vectensis (starlet sea anemone), 2547 nucleotides long. RefSeq names its product annexin A4. The transcript has 16 exons. Lineage: Eukaryota; Metazoa; Cnidaria; Anthozoa; Actiniaria; Edwardsiidae. Gene Ontology annotation, molecular function: calcium-dependent phospholipid binding; calcium ion binding. Gene Ontology annotation, cellular component: cytoplasm. The record is from RefSeq and is a predicted model, not a curated record. Bases 135 to 1709 code for a protein of 524 amino acids.
GGGGGGUGUUCGCAAGGACCCAUGGGAUAAGGUCCCUGUUUUGCAUCUUAUAAAAACAAUUUUCAUACCUCCUUCGAGUGAGGAGUUGAAAAAUUGUCUCAAUUUCCGUCUCUGUAAGACAAGUUGAUCUAUUAAUGGCUUAUCCUCCACCCGGACCAGGAUACCCAGGCGGGCCAGGCUACCCUCCCAGUGGCGGUUAUCCCCCACCACCUGGAGGCUACCCCCCAUCAGGUGGCUACCCCCCUGCAGCCCCUGGGGGCUACCCACCCGCCCCUGGCGGCUACCCUCCUGCUCCUGGUGGUUACCCACCAUCGGGUGGCUAUGGCUACCCUCCAGCUGGUGGAUAUCCUCCUCCACAACCUGGCUAUGCUGGUGGACCUCCACCUCCAGGUAUAGCCCCAGGUAUAGGUGGCCCCCCUCCAUCGGGUCAAUAUGGUGCCCCACCUACUUCACAACCAUAUGGCGCCCCACCCACAAGUGGCUACCCAGGAUACCAGCAGCAUCCACCACCUCCCCAGCCAUCUGCGCAGAGCUAUAAUGCCCCGCCCCCUGCUGGGUAUGGACAGCAGCCUGCAGCUCAAGGCUAUGGACAACACCCCCCUGGAGGAUAUGGACAACAUCCCCCAGCUACAAGUGCCCCAGUUCCUCAGCAAGCCCCUGCUAGACCAGGACCUCCUUCGCGACCACCCCCUCCUUCGGGUGGCGGAUCAGCUGCACCAGUUGCUCAGAUGGCAUCAAUGUCUCUUGGUCAGACUGUUUAUGGCCAUGGUACAGUGAAGGCAGCUUCUCCAUUUGAUGCAGAGACAGACUGUGAGCUGCUCAGGAAAGCAAUGCGAGGAAUGGGUACAAAUGAGGCAGAGCUGAUUGGCAUUCUAGCAAACCGCUCCAAUGCCCAGCGUGUGGAGAUCAGAAAGCGCUACAAGACCAUGUAUGGUAAAGACCUGAUGAACGACCUGAAGUCAGAGCUCAGUGGCAACCUGGAGGAGUGCCUGCUAGCAAUGAUGGAGCCGUCUGUCCUGUACGAUGCCAAGUGCCUUCGCAGGGGUAUGAGGGGGGCGGGUACAGAUGAAGAGACACUCAUCGAUAUCCUCUGCACAAGAUCCAACCAGGAAAUUGAAGCCAUCAAACGCGAAUACAAAGAAUAUUACAAGAGAGACCUGGAGAAGGACUGUGUGAGCGAGACAAGCGGUCACUUCAAGCGCCUUCUUGUAUCAAUGUGCCAGGGUAACCGGGAUACCAAUAUGACUGUUGACAUGGCAAAGGCAACAAAAGAAGCCCAAGAUUUGUAUAAGGCCGGGGAGAAGAAGUGGGGAACGGAUGAGUCUCGUUUCAAUGUGGUGCUAGCCAGCAGAAGUUUCCCUCAGCUGCAAGCGACUUUUAAUGAGUACAUCAAGAUCUCUCAGCGAGACAUCAUGAAUAGUAUUGACCGCGAGAUGUCUGGAGAUCUGAAGGCGGGCUUCAGGUGUAUUGUUCAGUGCGCGCGCAACCCCGCCGAGUACUUUGCCGACCGCCUUUGGAAGAGCAUGAAGGGUGCUGGCACCGACGACUCGCUUCUCAUACGUGUAGUGGUCUCACGUUCAGAGGUUGACCUUGUCGAGAUCAAGGCCUCGUUUCUGCAGAAAUACCACAAGACGGUUUACAAGAUGAUCGAGGGGGACUGUAGCGGUGACUACAAGAAACUGCUUAUGGCUCUUGUAGGAAAGAAUUGAGCAAAAAUAAAUCCAGGGCAAACCCUUACUUUUUCUCAUCCCCCCAAAGCCCUCUCCCAAUACACAAAAGGCUGAUUUAGGUCCACAGCCGGCAACAAGACGCCGGCCUCGUGCACUUUCAAUUAUGCUUACACGCUUUUUUUUUGUACCAUCGUCGAGUCGUGUUGAGGACGGCAUUUCAUGCUUUCCCAGUGCCAUCUCAGAACACGACUCCGGCGAAACUCAGCGUGCGCAAUAGAACGUGCACGAGCCGGUAUCCGGCUACCGUAGAUCUAAUUACCCUAAUAAACCGGGCUAAUACCCCGGAGGCUCAAUAUCCCGGAUGGCUAAUAUCCCUUGGUAGGAUAAAUUAAGAAAAUUGAGUGCGAGACAUCAUGGGUAGGGUAUAUUGAGACUUAUAAUUCUUUCCAUAUAGCUCAUUGCCUCGCAUUAGCGACUGGGUGCGUUACUUAAUUGUACCACCACUUGUAGAGUGCGCUUACCACUCGAAUAAAAUGGAUGAAAUCUCUAACCUGAGCCGCCCUUGUCUUAUCAACAUGUCCAGCUGAAUGCAAUAGACUCACUAGGGGUAAGACGACUCAUUUUUGGUCCCAUCCAUUUUUUUCCUACGGAGAGUCACUUACGCUAGGUAGAACACAUGUCUGCUUGUUUUUGUUUCUAUUUUUCUUUUCUGUGCAUGCACGAUCGAUAUUUUGAAGGGUUUUCGUUAAAUCUUGCUUUAUACAAUUUAAUCGUUUUUUUUUUGUUAAUUCGGCACCCUUUCUUUACACUUAGCUUCCCGCGAAGGUUUAUGUUAUUGUGUAGCCUUCAGCAAAUAAAGAAACAAUUUUCACCAAAA